Penicillium griseofulvum is the source of this 1227-nucleotide messenger RNA. Its product is annotated as questin oxidase family protein. Gene Ontology annotation, molecular function: oxidoreductase activity. The transcript is spliced from 4 exons. The record is from RefSeq and is a predicted model, not a curated record. Bases 1 to 1227 code for a protein of 408 amino acids. Lineage: Eukaryota; Fungi; Ascomycota; Eurotiomycetes; Eurotiales; Aspergillaceae.
AUGUUUACUGUUCGGUGGCCAUCAUUACCGUCGUUUGGAUCGCUCUUAUCCUCACCCACCCAGGCUAUUGAUCUGCCCCCGGUCAACAUCCAUGAAACCGAGACAGCCCAAGACAAGCCGGGCCGGGCAUUGAAACACCUACUGAAAUUGAAUCAUGUCGAGAACUCACUGUUUGACUGUCGCAACUUCCCUAACCAGCUAAUUCAUCUCUUGAGCUCCUCUUUUCUCCAAGGCGCAGACGCCGAUACUUUAGGCCGGAUAUAUGAGAAGGAAACAUCUAAUCUGGUUAAAUGGAAAGCAUCACCGGCAGAAAUCACCACUCUUGACUGGCGAGGUCACCUGGGAUGUCGAGGAUUUGAUCGAGCUUUCGUGGAUUUCUUUGAAGAUGAAAUGGUCAACCUUAGCUACAACUGGAAGGAAGUUGUGGCCGAGUACUUGUUUACUGCCAAAGAGCCCAUGUUUGAUUCUAUAAUGGCUUCCUUCGGAUUGCCAUUGAUCCAUCUUGCGUACGCCUUUGAAAUGGACAGUCGUGAAAUCGCAAUGGAGGCACUCGGCCUUGCAGCAACCUGCCACAAUGACAUGUACAAAUCCUUGGAGGACUCUAAACAGUCCGAAAACGCGGCAACAUAUCAAUCAAAGUCACUCUUUGCGAUUCUUGAUCUAGCCAAGAAAGAUGAGGACUUAGAUGGGCUCUUUCCCACUCCCGGCAAUGGCAAUCUCGAUGCCCUUCUCGUCAGUCGUAACGCCGCGCUUCUCAACCACUGGAAGGCGUGGAAGAUCGAGAAUCCAAUUGAGCAGUUCCGCGAGAGCCAAGAGCUUGCAGCUGCUUUGCUAGUUGGAACAGCAGUUGAUUCGACGGGGCAUUACGAUCGCUUCUUCGCUUUGAACCUUGCAACCAGCCAUGCUGUCCGUGUCGUGCUGCCUUUCAUACCCCCCCAGUUCCAAAUUCCUCUUCUUCGACAAUGGUGGUUAAUGUGCGUGGGAAUUUACGUCGCGCAACUACGGCCCGAGAUCGAAAUGGACAAAAUUCGGAAUUAUGAUCUGAAUAGAAAGGACUGGGAAUGGGUUGCCGACAAAGCUGUCAAUGGCGACUUCUCAUCCAAUGUGCACUUUGUCACGACUACUCGAGCACUGAAAGAACUGGCAUCGACUUGGGGCGAUUCCGAUAGCUUCUUCUUGAAGGCUGCCGUGCAAUUUGUGACUGAGUUCAAGGGUUGGCGGGUUUAA